Paramecium sonneborni is the source of this 280-nucleotide messenger RNA. Lineage: Eukaryota; Ciliophora; Oligohymenophorea; Peniculida; Parameciidae. The record is from the annotation of a GenBank genome assembly.
CAUGAUUAGAACUGUUCCUGCUAAUCCUCAUGAUAAAAUUAUGUGUACUUAAUUAGCGUAAAAUGCUGUACAUGGAGCAAUGGCUGGAUUUUCAGGAUUCACCGUUGGACAUGUUAAUAAUAGGUUAGCAUAUAUACCAAUUGAAGAAUUACUCUCUGGUAAAUAUUCAAAUAGAGUUGUUGCUGAUAGUCGAGAAUGGCAAAGACUCCUUGCCAGUACUGGAUAACCUUCAUUCUUAAAUAAUGAAGAAUAGAUGAUCUAAAAAUAGUAAUAAAUUUGA